Messenger RNA from Pristis pectinata (smalltooth sawfish), 8544 nucleotides. Its product is annotated as fibrillin-2-like. The transcript is spliced from 65 exons. The record is from RefSeq and is a predicted model, not a curated record. Lineage: Eukaryota; Metazoa; Chordata; Chondrichthyes; Rhinopristiformes; Pristidae. The coding region runs from base 32 to 8365 and encodes 2777 amino acids. Gene Ontology annotation, molecular function: calcium ion binding; protein binding.
ACUUGGUGAGACAUGUUUGGAGGAAGAUCAAAUGGCUUUGUUAAGCAUUGAGUUCUGUUUGCUGUCCAUGGUUUGGGCACUGGCUGAUGUGGCUGCUCUCUGUGAUCAGAGGGAUCAGUGUUUGGAUGGGACCCAUGGCUGUGAUCCUGUGCUGGCCACCUGUGUGAGCGUGCCACGUGACGCACAGAACAGGGCUGGAUACUACUGUGCCUGUAUCUCGGGAUAUGCGGGGAGUGGACUACAAGGAGGCUGUAGAGAUGUGGACGAAUGUCUGCGGGACAAUGGCGGCUGCUCCCAGCGCUGUGUGAACACAGCAGGCAGCUACCAGUGUGACUGUCACCCAGGGUACGCCUUGCAGCCUGAAAGCAGAACAACAUGCACAGACAUCAAUGAAUGCCUGUGGGAUCCUUGUGAUGCUCUGAGCGUCUGCGCCAACGUUCCUGGGGGCUACAGAUGUGACUGCAGGGUGGGCUUUGAGUACAGUGGCCACGUCUGCACAGAUGUCAAUGAAUGUAAAAGUGCUCCAUGUCAACCUUACGAACAAUGCGUGAAUACAGUGGGAAGCUACUUCUGUGUGUGCCUGUUCGGUAAUUGCACAGAUGAGGACGAAUGUCUGCAGGACAAUGGCGGCUGCUCCCAGCGCUGUGUGAACACGGUGGGCAGUUACCGCUGUGACUGCCACCCAGGGUACACGUUGAGUCCUGGAAGCAGAACAACAUGCGCAGAUGUGGACGAAUGUCUGCGGGACAAUGGCGGCUGCUCCCAGCGCUGUGUGAACACGGUGGGCAGUUACCGCUGUGACUGCCACCCAGGGUACACGUUAAGACCUGGAAGCAAAACAUCAUGUACAGACAUUGAUGAGUGCCGUGAGGGUGUUUGUGAUGUGCAGAGUUUCUGCAGAAACUUCCCCGGAGGUUACAGCUGUGACUGCAGACCUGGAUUUGAGCUGAGCAAUGGCGUAUGUGUUGUGAGUGACCUAUGUGCCAUCAAUCCAUGUGGACCCAAUGCCUCUUGUACCCAGGGGGAUGGAAGCUUUAGAUGCUCCUGUGAGCCUGGCUUCACCUGGAGUGGAAUCGGCUGCACAGAUGUGGACGAGUGUCAGAGUGGGAGCCACGACUGUCACAGCUCGGCCUCCUGUUCCAACAGUCCAGGCUCUUUCCAGUGUGUGUGUGGGGCUGGGUACACUGGGGACGGAAGGACUUGUACAGAUGUGGAUGAGUGUCAGAGUGGGAGCCACGACUGUCACAGCUCGGCCUCCUGUUCCAACAGCCCCGGAUCUUUCCGGUGUGUGUGUGGGGCUGGGUACACUGGGGACGGAAAGACUUGUACAGAUGUGGACGAGUGCCAGAAUGGGAGCCACGACUGUCACAGCUCGGCCUCCUGUUCUAACAGCCCCGGCUCCUUCCGGUGUGUGUGUGGGGCUGGGCACACUGGGGACGGAAGGAUUUGUACAGAUGUGGAUGAGUGUCAGAGUGGGAGCCACGACUGUCACAGCUCGGCCUCCUGUUCCAACAGCCCUGGCUCUUUCCAGUGUGUGUGUGGGGCUGGGUACAUUGGGGAUGGAAGGACUUGUACAGAUGUGGACGAGUGUCAGAGUGGGAGCCACGACUGUCACAGCUCAGCCUCCUGUUCCAACAGCCCUGGCUCUUUCCAGUGUGUGUGUGGGGCUGGAUACACUGGGGACGGAAGGACUUGUACAGAUGUGGACGAGUGCCAGAGUGGGAGCCACGACUGUCACAGCUCGGCCUCCUGUUCCAACAGCCCUGGCUCUUUCCGGUGUGUGUGUGGGGCUGGGUACACUGGGGACGGAAGGAUUUGUACAGAUGUGGAUGAGUGUCAGAGUGGGAGCCACAACUGUCACAGCUCGGCCUCCUGUUCCAACAGCCCCGGCUCUUUCCGGUGUGUGUGUGGGGCUGGGUACACUGGGGAUGGAAGGACUUGUACAGAUGUGGAUGAGUGUCAGAGUGGGAGCCACGACUGUCACAGCUCGGCCUCCUGUUCCAACAGCCCUGGCUCUUUCCGGUGUGCGUGUGGGGCUGGGUACACUGGGGAUGGAAGGUCUUGUACAGAUGUGGAUGAGUGUCAGACUGGGAGCCAUGACUGUCACAGCUCGGCCUCCUGUUCCAACAGCCCCGGCUCUUUCCUGUGUGUGUGUGGGGCUGGGUACACUGGGGACGGAAAGUCUUGCACAGAUGUGGAUGAGUGUCAGAGUGGGAGCCACGACUGUCACAGCUCGGCCUCCUGUUCCAACAGCCCUGGCUCUUUCCAGUGUGUGUGUGGGGCUGGGUACACUGGGGACGGAAGGACUUGUACAGACUCUGCAGUGAGUGACAUGUGUGUCAGCAAUCCGUGUGGACCCAAUGCCUCCUGUUCCCAACGGGACGGAAGGGUCACCUGCACUUGUGUGCCCGGCUACACGUGGAAUGGAUCCAGCUGCAUAGAUGUGGAUGAGUGUCAGAGUGGGAGCCACGACUGUCACAGCUCAGCCUCCUGUUCCAACAGCCCCGGCUCUUUCCAGUGUGCGUGUGGGGCUGGCUACACUGGGGAUGGAAGGACUUGUACAGAUGUGGAUGAGUGUCAGAGUGGGAGCCACGACUGUCACAGCUCAGCCUCCUGCUCCAACAGCCCCGGCUCUUUCUGGUGUGUGUGUGGGGCUGGGUACACUGGGGACGGAAGGAAUUGUACAGAUGUGGAUGAGUGUCAGAGUGGGAGCCACGACUGUCACAGCUCGGCCUCCUGUACAAACAGCCUUGGCUCUUUCCAGUGUGUGUGUGGGGCUGGGUACACUGGGGAUGGAAGGACUUGUACAGAUGUGGAUGAGUGUCAGAGUGGGAGCCACGACUGUCACAUCUCAGCCUCCUGUUCCAACAGCCCCGGAUCUUUCCAGUGUGUGUGUGGGGCUGGGUACACUGGGGACGGAAGGACUUGUACAGAUGUGGAUGAGUGCCAGAGUGGGAGCCACGACUGUCACAGCUUGGCCUCCUGUUCCAACAGCCCCGGCUCUUUCCAGUGUGUGUGUGGGACUGGGUACACUGGAGACGGAAGGACUUGUACAGACUCUGCAGUGAGUGACGUGUGCGUCAGCAAUCCGUGUGGAUCCAAUGCCUCCUGUUCCCAACGGGAUGGAAGGGUCAUCUGCACCUGUGAGCCCGGCUACGCCUGGAAUGGAUCCAGCUGCACAGAUGUGAAUGAGUGUCAGAGUGGGAGCCACGACUGUCACAGCUCAGCCUCCUGCUCCAACAGCCCCAGCUCUUUCUGGUGUGUGUGUGGGGCUGGGUACACUGGGGACGGAAGGAAUUGUACAGAUGUGGAUGAGUGUCAGAGUGGGAGCCACGACUGUCACAGCUCGGCCUCCUGUUCCAACAGCCCCGGCUCUUUCCGGUGUGUGUGUGGGGCUGGGUACAUUGGGGAUGGAAGGACUUGUACAGAUGUGGACGAGUGUCAGACUGGAAGCCACGACUGUCACAGCUCAGCCUCCUGUUCCAACAGUCCCGGCUCUUUCCGGUGUGUAUGUGGGGCUGGGUACACUGGGGACGGAAGGACUUGUACAGAUGUGGAUGAGUGUCAGAGUGGGAGCCACGACUGUCACAGCUCGGCCUCCUGUUCCAACAGCCCUGGCUCUUUCCGGUGUGUGUGUGGGGCUGGGUACACUGGAGACGGAAGGACUUGUACAGUGAGUGACGUGUGCGUCAGCAAUCCGUGUGGAUCCAAUGCCUCCUGUUCCCAACGGGAUGGAAGGAUCAUCUGCACCUGUGAGCCCGGCUACGCCUGGAAUGGAUCCGGCUGCACAGACGUGGACGAGUGUCAGAGUGGGAGCCACGACUGUCACAGCUCGGCUUCCUGUUCCAACAGCCCUGGCUCUUUCCAGUGUGUGUGUGGGGCUGGGUACACUGGGGACGGAAGGACUUGUACAGAUGUGGAUGAGUGUCAGAGUGGGAGCCACGACUGUCACAGCUCAGCCUCCUGUUCCAACAGUCCCGGUUCUUUUCAGUGUGUGUGUGGGGCUGGGUACACUGGGGACGGAAGGACUUGUACAGAUGUGGAUGAGUGUCAGAGUGGGAGCCACGACUGUCACAGCUCGGCCUCCUGUUCCAACAGCCCUGGGUCUUUCCGGUGUGUGUGUGGGACUGGGUACACUGGGGACGGGAGGACUUGUACAGAUGUGGAUGAGUGUCAGAGUGGGAGCCACGACUGUCACAGCUCGGCCUCCUGUUCCAACAGCCCCGGCUCUUUCCAGUGUGUGUGUGGGGCUGGGUACGCUGGAGACGGAAGGACUUGUACAGAUGAGGACGAAUGUCUGCGGGACAAUGGCGGCUGCUCCCAGCGCUGUGUGAACACGGUGGGCAGUUACCGCUGUGACUGCCACCCAGGGUACACCUUGAGUCCCGGAAGCAGAACAACAUGCACAGAUGAGGACGAAUGUCUGCGGGACAAUGGCGGCUGCUCCCAGCGCUGUGUGAACACGGUGGGCAGUUACCGCUGUGACUGCCACCCAGGGUACACCUUGAGUCCCGGAAACAGAAGAACGUGCACAGAUGAGGACGAAUGUCUGCGGGACAAUGGCGGCUGCUCCCAGCGCUGUGUGAACAUGGUGGGCAGUUACCGCUGUGACUGCCACCCAGGGUACACCUUGAGUCCCGGAAGCAGAACAAUAUGCACAGAUGCGGACGAGUGUCAGAGUGGGAGCCACGACUGUCACAGCUCGGCCUCCUGUUCCAACAGCCCCGGCUCUUUCCAGUGUGUGUGUAGGGCUGGGUACACUGGAGACGGAAGGACUUGUACAGAUGUGGACGAAUGUCUGCGGGACAAUGGCGGCUGCUCCCAGCGCUGUGUGAACACGGUGGGCAGUUAUCGCUGUGACUGCCACCCAGGGUACACCUUGAGUCCCGGAAGCAGAACAACAUGCACAGAUCUCAACGAAUGUGCGAAUCCUGUACGGAAUCAGUGUGACAGCAACGCUCAGUGCCUGAACUCAGUGGGUUCCUACCACUGUGAGUGCAAAUCCUAUUACAGAGGGAAUGGGACACACUGUGAAGGUUGCUUUUGCCCACCAGAAAUUAUACCAGGAACUGUGAAUCUACCGGCUCUUUCAAGGAGUCCCUGUCCCUGUGUAUCUGGUUUCAUCGUGUCCAAUAAUUUCCCAAGCUACUACCAGAAUAGUGCGGAUAUGUACUGGUUCUUCAACUUGAUCCAGAUGUCUAACUCCACUCACCUGUACACAGGAAUCCUAUUCAGGGUGGACUUGUUGUCUGUGACAUCCCAGGAAGAUCACAUCUCCUUUGGUUGUGGAAAGAAUCCUGAUCAACGCUUGCGAUUCACAUUGACUGAGAAAGACUUAAAUAUCAUGUACUUUCGUGUCUCCAAUUGCACUGACGUGUGGGUCCAUUUCCAUUCUGGUCCACAUACACCAAACACAAAGUUCAACAUUUAUUAUGAAAUGGAGUGGUCCCUCUGCCGGAGAUUGAAUUGUGAUGUAAACGCAACGUGUGGCUCAGUUAGGUCAGGAUAUCCAGUGUGUAUCUGCAUGCCAGGCUGGAGUGAAUCGGAUACCGGAUGUUAUGACAUUAGGAACAUGGUGCAGGCUGUCACUGCCAAUGUCACAGGACCCAACAUCAGACUGACAUGGGUGGUCAAGCCGCUGCCAGGAAUUGUGAUUCUCAACUAUCAAAUUAACACCAACUGCACAAACCACACCGGCAGGGUCCAGCAGAUGCAGAGUUACCGGCCUGCAAAUGCCACCUCUUUAGUUUUAACAGGUCUGGGCUCCUUGUCCAUGUGUACCACUGUGAUCCAGGUAAACACCUCCUCAGAUGGCCUGGUGACCUCUCGACCUUUUACCUUCGGCAUAUACUCCGAAAUGAUCCUGGAGCCAUUGAGUUUGAUCUCCAUCUCGACCACCAGUGCUGUGAUCUCAUGGGGUGCCCUUAGAAGUGUAAAUGGUCUGAGAGCCUGCCGACUUCACUAUUACAGCACUGGGGCACCCAGUAUGGUUCAUACCAUCAACACCGACUCAGUCAGUACAGAGAUUCUGAUCACAGGGUUGGAACCAAAUACCACAUACACUAUGUCCGUGGAGUGUGACUCUCCCUUGAAUCAAACACUCACCUCCCAGCCUCUUGAAAUCACCACUCCGCCGACUUUGCGAUUCUUAAGCAACCUACGGGCUUCUCAUGUAACUGCAAGUAUCGCUGUGAUCAGCUGGGACCCACCCAAGUCGGAAGCUGUCCUGGUUGUGUCCUACUGCAUUAACUAUGGUCCCUAUGGGAGCAACAGACCCAUGAAGAGUGUCUUUGCUUUUCCUCCAAUCACAAGAGUGAUCCUCACAGAUCUGAAUGAGUCGACUCUGUACGUUGUGUCAGCUUCUGCUAAAACGUUCUAUGGGGAUGAGGACAGUGGUUUGCUGUUGAAAUUUAUGACCCAAAGCUUCGUCGUCCAAUCGGGUGAGAUCCCAUCAGCCCCACAGGAAGUGAAGGUAGGGGAGUUUGAACCAUGCUGUGUGCUUGUCAGCUGGAAACCACCUUCUGCACCCGAGGAGAAAAUAAUACAGUACAAUGUUGACGUCCAGGUCAGUGAAUCCUCACCUGUGCAAUACACAACAAUUGUAACCUAUAUCUACCUGCAAGAUCUGGAUCCGGAGCAGAUAUAUGACAUCAGUGUGUCCGCGGUAAACAGCCAAGGUGUAGGAUUAACCAGUGAGAAGCUAUCUGUCAGACUGAUCCAGGAAACUGAAACAGCACUGAAAAUAAAGCCAAGAUUACUAAUCAGUGAAGAUUUCUCGAUAAGGGCUUCGAGCAUCUUCUUGAGACUUCCAGACUGUGGAGUAUUUGAUGCAGCUGCAAAACAGCUGAACGCUACGUACGGUCGCCUCUCCAUCUAUAUUGUUGUUGCAAAGGACAAGGUUGCCUCCGAGAAUUUUACCCUCCUGUCUCCAAGCGCACUUGGCGGGCUCUACUACUAUUACACUGGCACAGAAGGGCAACGUCCAUACAUUGCACAGCGACACUUCUCUGUCUACGACUGCCACCACAGAGAGCAUCGACUACCUCAGAAGACCAUGUCAUACUAUGUGGUUGGCUCCAAUGUCACUUGUCACUCGACUGAAGUUAUUUGUGACAGCCAACUGCAGUCUAACACAAGCUACAGAAUCAAAUACAUUCUCGCUGAUCAACAUAAAGGAGAGAUCAUGAGCAGCGAUUGGUCGGAUAAGUUCAGGACCAAAGCAGUUACUCCUUACCAAGUACUGGAAGAGGACUGGCAGCGGUCUGCAGGGAUGAUCAUCAUCACUGUCGUAUCAUCGUGUCUCCUCUGCUUCCUACUCCUUGGCCUCCUCCUUGUAUGCUGCUACAGAAAGAAAAGGACUGGAAUUAUGAAGAAUAACUGGAUGGGAUACGACACACAUUUUAAGAAAAAUAUUCGCACGGACAACUUGCUCUCAGCAGCAGGCGGAGAACAGGAAAACCAGAAAGUGAACAACACGUUGUUCUUUCUCCAACCCCAGGACCAACGAUACAAAGAGGACAAUAUUCCUCAGUUCUGGAAAAUUCCAGAAUACCACAGUGGUUAUGAGGAGAAGGGACUGCCAAUAACUCAAGGAAUACAUUCCAAUCAUCUGUCAUUCAACUCUAUUCAGCAAUCCUCGGAUAAAGGCCUGACAAUUCAGGACAGUGUUUACGGAGACAAGGGGUCAGCUCUAACCCAAGCGAUGGGCUCCAAACAUCUGUCGUACAGCACCCUCAGUAACCCUGCACCCACUGAUGGCCUGGCCUUCCAGAAGAGCUCCGGUGGUCUAGGUCAGAAUCGACUGGUUCAGACUGGAUUGACGGGGCCUGGAUGGAUCUGGAAUGGAAAGGUUCCAACUGGAUCAACCCGGACUGGAUCGGUUUGGAGUGGAUCAGCAUGGAAUGAUUUGGUUCAGACUGGAUCUGUUCAGAGUGGGUCCACCCAGGCUGAAUCUGUACUGAACAGAUCAGCUCAGACUGGAUCAACUUGGAAUAGAUCAACUAAGACUGAAUCAACCCAGACUGAAAUGGCCAAGACGAGAUCAGCUGAGACUGGAUCGGUCCACACUGCGUCGGCAUGGCACAGAUUAGCUCCAACUGGUUUAGAAGAACACACGGCAGCUCCCAUCGCCAGCAGGUCCCCUCUCCGCACGAGGGUGGUGCAAAGUCAAUCAGUUCAGACUGAGAUGGAACAGGCUGGAUCAGUCGGGAUAAGUUCAGUGCUAUCUACCAACAGGUUCAGUGACACAUCGAGCUUGGUUGAAUCAGUAAGGAGCCGAUCAACAGCACAGUUCAUUCAGUCUAACAGAAUUAUUCAACUUGUUUCAUCCACUCCACCAAUCUCAGGUGAUAUCAGGAACCAUUGAGCGUCAAUCCAAGUUUCCAUUCAAGAUGAAACCUGUCCAACGUCUACAUUAUACUGGGCAAUUGAAAACAUUAUUGAACAGCAUUACUUAAGCAAUUUCCUCUUCACAGAAGUGCGAACACAACCACAAAAACAGGAUCUAAUAUACUCAUAGUCAUUGCAAUAGCAAAAAAUGGCGAC